Messenger RNA from Aspergillus novofumigatus IBT 16806, 1740 nucleotides. RefSeq lists its product as uncharacterized. The coding region runs from base 154 to 1488 and encodes 444 amino acids. The record is from RefSeq and is a predicted model, not a curated record. Gene Ontology annotation, cellular component: nucleus; cytoplasm. The transcript has 8 exons. NCBI's taxonomy places the organism in Eukaryota, Fungi, Ascomycota, Eurotiomycetes, Eurotiales, Aspergillaceae.
GCCAGAGGGGUUAUCGGAUGUCUGUACUGGUGUCUACUCCACACGGCCGACUCUUCUUUGGACUUGGUGCAUAAUUUUCAGAUUCUGUACCACUAACCUACCUUCUUAUAUCGGUUCGACAUUUCCAUCUUUUUUCUCUCUGCUAUUGGCAUCAUGGACUCCCCCGCCGUCCCCGUCCCCUUCGACCCGCAGGAGCAGCCGAUUUUGGAGCGUCUUCUCCGCACCAGAGAUGCGCUCUUGCUGCUAAAGCAAGACAAGUCGUCCUAUAUCAAAUCUCGCGAUGUGCUCCCACUAUACGAAGAAGUGAUCUCAGAGGUGGAAAAGCUCAAUGCUGUGCGGAAGGAACAAGACCGCCGGCUGAUACACAACCGACUCGACUACGUACUCGACGACUGCUUUCAAUUGAUCUCGUUACUGUUCCUAACCGUGGGAAGGAACAAUGAGGCUCCCGCAGUAUACUCGCUUGCAACGACAGUCAAGCGCCUGCUUGACCACCUCGAAGAGGCUGGCUUUUACAGCUCAAAAGAUCUCAGCUCAAUCACGAAGACCCUGACCAACAUGAAGGAGACAGUCGAGCGUGGUCGAGACGCAUAUUCCCCAGCUUUGAUGACGCUCUUGGAAAGUCGACUUGAACAGUGCCAAUUGAAGUUGGAUAAGUUGCGGAGUGGCCUUGAAGCCAUGAACCCUGAGCUAGCACCCACCCAUGAGACCCUUGUUUCAGUCUUGCGGUCGACAGCGGCAGCUAAUACUCGAUCAAAGUUCUCCGCAACGGAAGUGAUCAAUCUUCGGAAGCAGUUGACGAAAAUCCAAGACACAAUGAAGGACGGUAACUUCGUUGGAGCAGAUGGCAAACCCCUAGAAGGGCAAGAGGGGGUCAAACAACUACUGGACCGGUGCUGGCGUUGGACCGAGAUUGUGCUGGAACGAGAGGGGAAGAUUGACGAGCGCUUCCGCGACCAAUACGACCGACUGCUGGAGAUUCGUAACCAGCUGGAUCGACUCUCCGUAACUCAGGCCUGGUCUCUUCGGGAGACCGACCUUUUCGGAUAUCAGCGGAAACUCGACCGUAUCGAUGAAGCUCGGGUCGAUGGAAAUUUCGUGGAUGCUGAAGGGCAGCCGGCAGAUCUCCAUGCGCAGCGUACAUUACUAUACCUCAUUCGGAGGAGCUACGCUUAUAUCUACGCACUUCUGAUCUCUUCGGAACCCGUAUCUGAGGCCUUGCUGCCAGUCUACAAUCAGUUGCAGACCUUGCGACGAUGUCUCCUGGAAGUCAAAGAGUCGGGAGGUGUGUCGAAUUCUCGAGAAUUGUACCCAUACAGUAUGAAGCUCAAUUCCAUUGACAACAUGCGAGUUGACGGCAAAUUCUACAUGGGAAACGACAUUCCCGAAGGACAGGGCAGCGUUAAUGCGCUGCUGGCUGAAUGCUAUGAUAUCGUAUGGGAGCUGCGGGCGGCUGUACCUGAAGAGGAAGAGAGAAACAGCGCUUAAUCCUCUUUAUAUUCUUUGUAUCUUGUACCCUUCUUUCGGUGGGAUGAAAUUUGGAGGUUCUCUCUUCAAUGUUUGCGAUUUUCUCCUGACAUUUAGUUCAGGCGUUUGUCUGGGCGCUUUUGGGAUGAUAUGACUCUUUAACAGAAAUGAUUUGUCACCAUUGUGCAACCUUGACCAGAGUAGCUGAUAUGAGUCCUAACACUACGAAUCUUCUCUUCAAAUACCUAAUAUCUACCUAGGUAGACAGAUAAC